UGAAAAAAAAAAUUUACUUGUCCAACAAGAAAGGAAGCCUCUACGGUGAACAUUUCAAACUGUUGAAAGAAAAAAUAUGCUCACACCAACCAUAUAUAAAAAUGCCUUAAAUGAAAAAAGUAACAAAUCUGCACUCUGAAUCACAACAAAACGUAGCUUAAAGUAAAACUACCGGUUCUCUCCAGUACCCGGUCAUAACUCUUCCGCUUCCGCACCAUGGACAACGACGACGGGGCCAUCCGAUGGCUAGAUUUCGAAAAGAUGAAAGUGAUUUCCGCCGUGGGACGUGGCGCUAAAGGCGUGGUGUUUCUGGCGACAACCGGUGAUGAGCGGUCAUCAUGGAGCGAGUGUGUUGCUCUGAAAGUGAUAUCGAAAGCUCUCAUACAUGAGAAGAAGGCGAGGAACUACGACAAUACAGGCUCCGAUGAGUACAAGAGGGUGUCGUUUGAGCAGGAAGUGCUACGUCGUUUUGAUCACCCUCUUUUGCCACGGUUGCGAGGGGUUUUCGAAACAGAGAAGGUCGUCGGGUUUGCCAUUGAUUACUGCCAUGGUGGCAGCCUCCAUUCUCUCAGGAAGAAACAGACUGAGAAAAUGUUCUCCGAUGACACCAUCAGGUUUUAUGCUGCGGAAUUGGUUCUCGCAUUGGAGUAUUUGCACGAUCUGGGAAUAGUGUACAGGGAUUUGAAGCCGGAGAACGUGAUGAUCCAAGAAAAUGGUCACAUAAUGCUCGUUGAUUUUGAUCUCUCCACGAAACUAAACCCUAAAUCCCCUCAAUCACUUAGUCUCGACUCGUCAGCAGGUUCCAACUCAGUGACGGUGAGGAGGCGGCGACUCUCACGUUUAUACAGUUACUGCAACGCGGGGAUCUCGCCGUGCGACACAGAGUGGGAACCCCAACCACGGCGGAACGAGUCGGACUCGGUGGAGAAAUCAAACUCGUUCGUCGGAACGGAAGAUUACGUGGCACCAGAGAUCGUGUCCGGAAAGGGUCACGGUUUCGGAGUUGAUUGGUGGUCACUCGGUGUCGUUUUGUAUGAGAUGCUCUACGGAACGACGCCGUUUAGAGGGGAGAAUCGGAAGGAAACGUUUUACCGGGUUUUGACUAAAGAGCCAGAGCUCACGGGGGAGAAAACCGCGUUACGGGAUUUGAUUAGGAAACUGCUGGAAAAGGAUCCUGACCGUCGGAUCUGUGUGGAUGAAAUCAAGGGCCAUGAUUUCUUUAGAGGAGUUCAGUGGGACACGGUGCUGCAAAUUGUGAGACCACCUUAUAUUCCUGAAAAUGAGGUGGAUAACACAGAGCGGUUUAGCAAAAACGAAGUGGAGAUUUUUGUCCAUGAGGUGUUUUUUCCUGACUGUGAUGAUGAUGGAAUGAAAAAUAACAAAGUGGAGGAAAAGAAUGGUAAUGGUGAGAGCAAUAAAACGGUGUGGAUUCAUAAGUUGAGUGAUCACUCUCCCACUGAAAAUGAGGAUUUUUUAAUUUUUUGACUUGAUAUAUUUUUUAUAGUUUAUUUUUUGAAUUUUUUUAUCCUUUAAAUGUAGAUCAUAUAUUUAUUUUUACCUUUUACAAUUAGAUAGUUAGAACAUA
Molecule: messenger RNA, 1585 nt
Organism: Lotus japonicus
Lineage: Eukaryota; Viridiplantae; Streptophyta; Magnoliopsida; Fabales; Fabaceae
Product: serine/threonine-protein kinase OXI1-like
Exons: 2
Coding region: 217-1485 (422 amino acids)
Biological process (GO): protein phosphorylation
Cellular component (GO): nucleus; plasma membrane; cytoplasm
Molecular function (GO): protein serine/threonine kinase activity; ATP binding
Source: RefSeq, a predicted model, not a curated record